This is a messenger RNA of Brassicogethes aeneus, 1410 nucleotides long. NCBI's taxonomy places the organism in Eukaryota, Metazoa, Arthropoda, Insecta, Coleoptera, Nitidulidae. The record is from the annotation of a GenBank genome assembly.
UAGUGUUUAGUAUUUGGACGGUAAUUUAAAUUCUAAUGGACAAAAAUGAGGUUUUUGACACUCUACAAGCUGCAAAGGUGUACUUGCACCGACUCAAAAGUCUGGACAACGAGCUGGAAAGCGCGGAGAAACAAAUAGACAAUACUUUCGACGAAACGGAGAAAAUUAUAAAUGACACUUUUCAUAACCUAAAAGAAACAAUAACAAAAAUUCUUGUUAAAAGGCAGGAACACUUGUUGGAGCAAGCAAGAAAGGUUAAGAAGGGGGGUAGACAUCCUCUGGAAGAUUGUAGGAGUGUUGUACAGGAAAAAAUUGACUGCACGGAAAAGUUGCUGAAAAUGGGAGAUCUUCUUUUGAGUGGUAAGGUGGAUGGUGUUAAUGAGUUCAUGAAAAACUCUAGUUUACUGGGCGCUUUACCUGAAGUGCCUGAGCUAACAGAAGUGCCAUUUAUUUCCUUUCAAUAUGAAAUAUGUAAUGAAAAUGAGUUGACAAAAAUUUGCUCACAAAUCGGGGAAAUAUCAAGGAUAGCUCCUAUACAAAUAAGUAAUUUGGGGGAAAGGCCAGGGGCAAUACUGGUCGAAUGGCAAGUGGUGGAAAAUGAGGAAAGGUGUACAGAUAUACAGGCUUUUAGGCUGCAGAGGGCUUUUGGGGAUGUUGUAAAGGAAAAGCAUUUAAUUGCUAAUUUUGUUGAAUGCUAUAAAGGACUAGACACCCAAUUUCUAGUAAGAGAACUGCAAGCAAACCAACUGUACUCUUUCAGAGUAUGUUGUAUGUUUGAAGGCUCCAAUGACUGGAGCCCCUGGUCUCUACCUCAAGUGUCAAAAACAAAUCUCAAAUCUUUCUCGUGGAAACCGAGCGCAGACUACACUCUAUCCAACGAAAACAAAAUCGCUCAAACCACGUCAAACGCACCCGAAGUCCUGAUCUCAGAGGGCCCGCAGUUUUUGGUGGGGCACUCUGUGGAAUUUACACUAUUGGAAGUCGAUUCUUCCGAAGCACUCAUAGGACUGCUUACCAACGAAGCACAGACGAAUGUGAACGAUUUCAAGCAAAUAACAGACGGCACAUUUUUUAUUGACAGAUCCGGUAGAAUAUACGUGGAUCGCGUCGAAAAAUCCACGAUGUUGCCAGAGUUCACCAAAGGGUUAAACGUUAGUUUCACGUGCGAACUGGUAAACAACAACAAAGUAAGAGUAAAUAUCGACUCCAGUGAUAAAAGAGUGACUUACGAAUGGCAGAUAAGUCCAGACAGCAAAAUUUACUUUGCAGCUCAAUUUUAUUCGGAUAAAUGGAAAAUAAUGGUCGAAUAAUAUUUUAUUUCUUUAUUUUUUUAAUAAUAAACAAAUCAGUAUUUAAAAUGUGUCAUUUAAUGUUGUUAAAAAAACUUUCUCUAUACACCACUUUUGAUAU